GGAGGUUUCAAAUCCGGAAGUAGCCGGCAAUUACUCGGUGACCUUCAUCGGUUACUAACCGGUUAUCUUUCAUUAAAACCGUCAUCUUUGCGAGACGUGUCUGAAGUCGCUCAGCCUCAUUACUGUAUGGUCCUCCCUGCCACAAAGUAAUUAGCAGGGUCUCGACUCUAUCUGCUUUCUUCAAUCUAGCUGUCCAGCAUCUCCGCAUACUAGAAUGCCACUAUUGGAUCUCCCUCCAGAGAUUCUUGAUGCCAUUAUCGACGAGCUGCACGGGAACAAGAAAUCACUGCUGCGAGCAUCAUUGGCUUGCAGAGCCUUUUAUCCAAGAACCAGAAUUCAUCUAUUCUCUGUUGCCUUAUUGAGAGGCAAAUCCGACUGUGAUCGUCUCCGCGAGUUGAUCACCAUGGCUCCGAAGCUCGCUCUUCAUUUUAAAUCUCUCGAGAUCAAGUUCACAUUCCGUACGAUCUAUAUUUCUCCUGUGGAUUUCAGAGCAUUGACAGUCAUUGAAUCCCUCAUCAAUGUCACCUGCUUAUCUCUUAGCAGUGGAAGCUGGCACGCUAUGCCUGAUUCUGUUGUGUCAAGUCUCCAGUCCCACUCUUACCACACCCUCGUCAUAGGUCAGCACUUCCACUUCAGAUCGAUGGGCGAGAUUUGCUUGCUUGUCAAAAAUUCGCCUGACUUGCAAGAAGCACGCAUCAUGUGUUCUAAUAGUGGGAUCACAGAGGAAUGUAACAUGAACCACUCCCUUCAUUUCACCCCUGCCCCAGUGACGAUACAUAUCGAUGGCUCUCAGGAUUCUGCUGAGACCCUGAUGAAGUUGGUUUUAUCGUCGGGUCCAUGCCCGUUUUCCUGCACUAAUGUCGAUACACUCAGUAUCGCUCUUGAACAUGAGAGCACUACUGUUCUACAAUGUCUUAAUGAAUAUUUAACCCGCUCGCGCCGUUCUCUCAAACAUAUUCGCGUAACCCAUUUCGGGCCAGGUUUUCGGACAGCGUCAUCGGAAACACUUGAUGUCUCCAGCAUCGAGCAGAUUGUGGUCACGGUUGUGCGAAUAUCCCCGCUGGCCAAUCAGAUCUCCCAUAUAUUAGAUUGGUGGAUCUCCAACCUUGCAGCGGUGAAUGAAAACUGCGCCAUUCGUUCGAUUACGUUUAAAAUCAUAUCGCUUCAUCCUGAACCUGAAGAAGAUCUUUCAUUGGAUUGGAAAGACCUGUGGAUGAGGCUGGAUGCCUGUUGCACCUCCAGCAAGAUGACAUUGUUGGAGCGUGUUGCGGUUACUUUCAGAUCUAGACCGAGGCCGGCGGAGUGGGAUACAUUCAAGACUCGCAUGGAGGGCAAUUUUCCGAGGUUGAAGGAGCUUGGCUGUGAGGUAGUCUUGAAUGCUAUGUAACGUCGCUAACAUGUUCAAGUCUGGAUGUGCGUGCAGUUUACUAUUUUAUCCCCACUACCAUGGAUAUCCUUCCGUUCUCUUUCAUUAUUACUUACAGCGCCAAUAUCAAACUCCAGCUGUUUCAGGGCCCGUCCAUGAAUUUUGUUCAAGUGCCAGAGCUUUGGUUAGCUCGCGCCUAGAUGUGUCGUUCGCGUAGUUUGUCGAACUUGAGUUGCAAGUUCUAAUUCCCGCCUUCUAUGACGGUCGUACAAUCGAGCCUUCCUAGAAAAGUACAUCUAGUCAGAGUCUGUUACCAUCCCUUGACCGUCAAUACAAUAGCGCACGAAAAAAGCUCUGUUAAUUAGCGGAGGUAAGGUCAAAUGUGCGAUACUUCAGCUCCCGGAGGACGUCAAGAUACAUGAAGGAUGGG
Molecule: messenger RNA, 1796 nt
Organism: Desarmillaria tabescens
Lineage: Eukaryota; Fungi; Basidiomycota; Agaricomycetes; Agaricales; Physalacriaceae
Exons: 2
Coding region: 215-1387 (390 amino acids)
Source: RefSeq, a predicted model, not a curated record